AAAAUUUAGCAUUUGAUUUUCAAAUAUUUGCUCAGCCGCACUCAACCCAACUCCACUGCGUAAAUCUUCCGUCAACAACAAGCUAUAAAUAUCACACAGCCGAGGAGGAGUUGUUACUCUCACAAUCUCUCACUCUCUUUACUUCAAUUCUCUUUCUCUCUCUCUCUUGAAAUUGAUCAACAUGUCAACUUUCGGAGCCGCAAAUACAAAUCCUAACAAAUCCUUUGAGGUUACUCAACCACCUACCGAUUCUAUUUCCAGCGUUUCUUUCAGUCCCAAGGCCAAUUUCCUCAUCGCUACCUCAUGGGACAACCAGGUUCGCUGUUGGGAGAUUUCAAAGAAUGGAACCGCUCUUAACAGCACUCCCAAGGCUUCAAUUUCUCACGAUCAACCCGUUUUGUGCUCUGCUUGGAAGGAUGAUGGGACAACAGUUUUUUCUGGAGGUUGUGAUAAGCAGGUCAAGAUGUGGCCACUUUUGUCUGGAGGCCAACCGGUGACCGUUGCCAUGCAUGAUGCUCCCAUCAAAGAGGUUGCUUGGAUACCCGAGAUGAGUCUUUUGGCCACCGGAAGCUGGGACAAAACCAUUAAGUAUUGGGAUACUAGGCAGUCGAAUCCGGUGCAUACUCAGCAACUCCCUGAUCGCUGUUACACAAUGUCGGUGAGGCAUCCUCUGAUGGUUGUGGGAACUGCAGAUAGGAAUCUGAUUGUUUUCAACUUGCAGAAUCCUCAGACGGAGUACAAAAGAAUAGUAUCACCCCUGAAAUAUCAGACAAGAUGUGUCGCUGCUUUUCCAGAUCAACAAGGCUUUCUGGUGGGCUCAAUAGAAGGAAGGGUUGGAGUACAUCACCUUGAUGAUGCACAAUCGAACAAGAAUUUUACUUUUAAAUGCCACAGAGAAAGUAGUGACAUAUAUUCAGUGAACUCCCUAAGUUUCCAUCCUGUACAUCACACUUUUGCAACUGCUGGAUCUGAUGGAGCCUUCAACUUCUGGGAUAAGGACAGUAAACAGAGACUCAAGGCUAUGCAAAGAUGUGGUCAGCCCAUACCUUGUGGUGCAUUCAAUAAUGAUGGCUCCAUAUAUGCUUACGCGGUUUGUUAUGAUUGGAGCAAAGGUGCAGAAAAUCACAAUCCAACUAAUGCAAAGAACUGCAUUUAUAUGCACUUGCCACAGGACUCUGAGGUUAAAGGCAAGCCACGAGCUGGAUCAACUGGUAGAAGAUGAAGUUUGGUGCUAAAGGCUGUGUUUUGCUGUGUCCAUAUUUGGAACUAGAAGCAAUAGAUUAGUGUUUAAGGUUUUGGCGCAAGUGCAACGACUAAGAUGAUUAAACUCAUAACCAGUAUUUGGUUUUCAUCCAAAAUUUCAUUUCUUAGAUUUGUCCAUUUUUCUAUUCUGCGGGUGUACUUUUAUCAUGCUUUAGGGUUAGACUGCUACUCUUUUAUGAUCACACAUUGAUUUUGGGAGGCAUAGAAUGCUAUGUUGAUGAAAAUG
Molecule: messenger RNA, 1489 nt
Organism: Vicia villosa (hairy vetch)
Lineage: Eukaryota; Viridiplantae; Streptophyta; Magnoliopsida; Fabales; Fabaceae
Product: protein RAE1-like
Exons: 10
Coding region: 182-1222 (346 amino acids)
Biological process (GO): RNA export from nucleus; transcription-dependent tethering of RNA polymerase II gene DNA at nuclear periphery
Cellular component (GO): nuclear pore
Molecular function (GO): ubiquitin binding; RNA binding
Source: RefSeq, a predicted model, not a curated record